GCUACGCUUUAGAAUGCUUGGACACAGCGCACUGAUCACCGUGCUACUGGGACUCCUUCAGAUUGUGUCCGAAGUACAAUCCGCCCAGGAUAACGUUCAGUGCGGAAGUUUCGAUGAGGAUAACCUGCUAAAGCAAACAAGAUUCGCCUAUCCCACGGAACAGCAGUGGCUGGCCCGGAUCACUUUUACCAAGGGUUUCGAGGGCAAGAUCCGGGAGAAUGGUUGCUUGGGUGUGUUAAUAUCCAAGCGAACGGUGCUGGCCCCAGCUUACUGCUUCGUGCAGUAUAAUGGAAUGGCGGAGGGCUUUUCCGUGCACCUGGGCGUCUAUAACAAGAGCACCCCCAUCAAUGAGCCCUCCUGCGAUCCGGAUGGCUUUUGCGUGCGCCCGGCCCAGGAGAUCAAGCUGGCCGAAGUGGCCAUCCACCCGGAGUACGAUUCCCUGACGCUAAAGAACAGCCUGGCGGUUCUGACCCUUCAGCGGGAAGCGAAGCUCAAUGCGAACGUGAUGCCCAUCUGUAUGCCACCGCCCCACCUGGUCAACCAGACGCUGGUGGCUCAGACAUUCAUAGUGGCUGGGCUACGGACCGCGGAGGACCUUCGACUGAAGGUCUGGGUGAACACACAUAGCCGCUCCUUCUGCCAGUCGAAGGUCAGCUCCCUGGUGACCAGCAGCACCACGGUCUGCGGCUACCAGAACAUGCCGGAGCGCUUCUAUAUGGGGGCACCGCUGGUCGGGAUGCAGGUGAAGAAUCAUGCCACCCAAAACUUCUACCUGGUGGGCCUGAUGAUAGACUGGCGUUGGCACGACAACCGAAUCAUGUCCAGCUUCCUGGCCAUCCGCAACUAUCUGGACUUUAUCUACCAGAAUUCCGACUCACUGAUUGUACGCUCCUGAGCGAAAAAUAAACAAGACAUAGAGCAGGUGCCAA
Drosophila serrata is the source of this 929-nucleotide messenger RNA. Its product is annotated as CLIP domain-containing serine protease B9. Gene Ontology annotation, biological process: proteolysis. Gene Ontology annotation, molecular function: serine-type endopeptidase activity. NCBI's taxonomy places the organism in Eukaryota, Metazoa, Arthropoda, Insecta, Diptera, Drosophilidae. The record is from RefSeq and is a predicted model, not a curated record.